Lotus japonicus is the source of this 1321-nucleotide messenger RNA. Its product is annotated as peroxidase 12. The record is from RefSeq and is a predicted model, not a curated record. The transcript is spliced from 3 exons. The coding region runs from base 54 to 1112 and encodes 352 amino acids. Gene Ontology annotation, molecular function: peroxidase activity; heme binding. Lineage: Eukaryota; Viridiplantae; Streptophyta; Magnoliopsida; Fabales; Fabaceae. Gene Ontology annotation, biological process: hydrogen peroxide catabolic process; response to oxidative stress. Gene Ontology annotation, cellular component: plasmodesma; plant-type cell wall.
GUACCUUGUUAGCUAGAUGUGAAGUCACUACCGGCCUUUCUACACAUUUGAACAUGGCUUCUUCUUCUUUUGUCACCCUUCUUCUGAUCUCUAGCUUUCUUUCAUUUUCCCACAUCAGAGUGUCUGAAGCAGCCACAGCUCCUAUUGUGAAGGGACUAUCAUGGACCUUCUACGAUUCAAGUUGCCCCAAGCUUGAAUCCAUCAUCAGAAAAGAGCUCAAGAAGGUCUUCGACAAGGAUAUUGCUCAAGCUGCUGGUUUGCUUCGUCUUCACUUCCAUGACUGCUUUGUUCAGGGUUGUGAUGCAUCAGUACUAUUGGAUGGAUCAGCAAGUGGGCCAAGUGAGAAAGAUGCACCUCCCAACUUGACUUUGAGAGCCCAGGCCUUUAAGAUCAUUGAAGACCUUCGCAGUCAAAUUGAGAAGAAGUGUGGAAGAGUCGUGUCCUGUGCCGACAUCACCGCCAUCGCCGCACGAGAUGCUGUUUUCCUCUCAGGGGGACCAGACUAUGAACUCCCCUUAGGAAGGAGAGAUGGAUUAAACUUCGCCACAAGGAAUGUCACCUUGGAUAACCUCCCAGCACCCCAAAGCAACACCACCACCAUCCUCAACUCACUCGCCACCAAAAACCUCGACCCGACCGACGUGGUAUCCCUCUCUGGCGGCCACACCAUCGGCAUCAGCCACUGCUCUUCCUUCACCGACCGCCUCUACCCAUCCAAAGACCCCGUCAUGGACCAAACCUUCGAAAAAAAUCUCAAGCUCACCUGCCCCGCCAGUAACACGGACAACACCACCGUGCUGGACCUUCGCAGCCCCAACACGUUCGACAACAAGUACUACGUCGACCUCAUGAACCGCCAGGGUCUCUUCUUCUCCGACCAGGACUUGUACACUGACAAGAGGACCAAGGACAUUGUUACCAGCUUUGCAGUGAACCAGAGUUUGUUUUUCGAGAAGUUUGUGGUGGCGAUGCUAAAGAUGGGGCAGCUGAACGUGUUGACAGGGAGUCAAGGGGAGAUUCGUGCUAAUUGCUCUGUGAGGAAUGCGGAUAAGAAGAAGAGUUUCUUGACUACUGUGGUGGAAGAAGUGGUGGAAGAGUUGAUAGAAAUGUAAUUAACCAGUGUGUUAGUUACUAUAUAUGUGUAGGUUUAUGUUUUAUGGCGGUUAAUAACACAAACUACCCUCUUGUUUCCCUGUUGCGAGGGUGUACGUUUUGAAGGAUGAUCGGGUAUAUGAUCAUCAUAAGAAAUCUUUUGAUGUUUGUAAUUCCUCCUAGUUGUAUCACACGACAAUAUUGGAAAUGAAAUAUUUUCAGUUUUGUA